AUGGACGCUGAUCGCACUCCUGUUGCAAAGAUAUGGCCCGUAGAGUUCUGGUCUAAGCACGACGUAUCCGUCUGGCUCAGCUCCAUAGACAUGAAGAAGUACAAUCAGCAACUUCGCAAGCACGACGUCUGCGGACGCUCCCUGAUGCUUCUCACCGAGGAUGAUCUGAAGCAAAUGGGGAUCGACAGCCUGGGCGAUCGUAAGGCCCUUCUAUAUGAGAUCAAGCGCCUAGACAGAUGGGACGGCUUCCUCUGGAGGACGGAGCUCACGGAGGAGAACUCCGGGGAGAUAGUGACGCUUGAACUCAUCAUGUCGCUCGCCCCCAACCACAUGUCCGCAAUCUGCACUGUCCGCAACGCAUCCGGAGCCGAGGAGAUCCCUGCAAUCAAGGUCAAGUGGAUUUUCAGCCAGGGCACAACUUCGGAGCACGACGACGUUAUAGAGAGGUUUAGCACGUGCGCCAUGUACGAUACGAAGCAGUCCCGAUCCAUCAUCAGGCUGCCUUGCCCUGUCAGCGACGCGGAGGUCGAGGUCGAGCUCGCGUAG
Messenger RNA from Giardia duodenalis, 546 nucleotides. RefSeq names its product Trophozoite antigen GTA-1. The coding region runs from base 1 to 546 and encodes 181 amino acids. The transcript has a single exon. The record is from RefSeq and is a predicted model, not a curated record. Gene Ontology annotation, molecular function: protein binding. NCBI's taxonomy places the organism in Eukaryota, Fornicata, Diplomonadida, Hexamitidae.